This is a messenger RNA of Nymphaea colorata (pocket water lily), 2044 nucleotides long. Its product is annotated as probable polygalacturonase. Gene Ontology annotation, molecular function: polygalacturonase activity. The record is from RefSeq and is a predicted model, not a curated record. The coding region runs from base 462 to 1967 and encodes 501 amino acids. Gene Ontology annotation, biological process: carbohydrate metabolic process. NCBI's taxonomy places the organism in Eukaryota, Viridiplantae, Streptophyta, Magnoliopsida, Nymphaeales, Nymphaeaceae. The transcript has 6 exons.
AAUGGCAUUUAAAAAUUCAGUUUUUUUUGCGAUAGACAUCGAUCAGUAGUUGCGUCAUGUGAUCAUCUGCAUGCUUAUCUUUCUCUCUCUCUCUCUCCAACCAAUCGCCUUCUUCUGCAACGCCAAGCUCUCUAAUGGCUUCCAGCAUCCCUUUGAAACUCACUAGUGAGUUUCGCUAUAGCAACAGUGUGCAUUUCUGAGAAAACCAUCUUUGUACUGUUGUUUUUCUUUCCCCUUUCACCACUUAGGUGUAAUGCUUUUUGCACACUGGACUCCACUUUGGGACUCCUAACGGACAUAUAUUGGUCCACAGUCUGUCCGUUGUUGUUUGGCGGGUACAACAGUCUCUUUCAUGCAUCAUGAUUGUCUCUUGGGUGGCUCUCAAAAAACCCAUCUACUCGACUCCAUUCUGAUGCUUCCUAGCAAGGUUUCUGGAAGGUGGUCCUUCAGCUUCAAUUUGCAUGCACAUCAAUCAUUCUUUUUGGGGAUCAAAAGGAUCAGCAGAAUCUGAAACCCGUGUGCACAAAAGCAGAGGAGGAACUAGCCGGAGGCAUAUGAAGGGAUCAACUUCUCUGUUAGAAGUGCUACUUUUACUUGCAUCUAUCAAUGUGAUUGGAUGGGGAGUCGCAGGUAGAAGCUUUGAUUGUCGACCAACACCUGUUACCAAAUUUAGGCCACACAGAGUCACCAUAACUGAAUUUGGUGCUGUGGGAGAUGGGAUCACCCUUAAUACAAAGGCAUUUGAAAAUGCCAUGUUUUAUCUUAAUUCAUUUUCUGAUAAGGGGGGUGCUCAGCUUUUCAUUCCACCAGGGAGGUGGUUGACUGGAAGCUUCCAUCUCAUCAGCCAUCUCACAGUGGUACUGGACAAGGAAGCUGUAAUUCUUGGGUCAGAGGAUUCAAGUGAUUGGCCAGUCAUUGAUCCAUUGCCUUCAUAUGGUCGAGGUAGAGAGCUUCCUGGUGGAAGGCAUAGAAGUUUGAUAUAUGGAUUUAACCUUACAGAUGUCGUCAUAACAGGUGAUAAUGGAACGAUCAAUGGACAAGGCAGUGUUUGGUGGAGCUGGUUUCAGAACAAUACUCUUGAUUACACUCGUCCCCAUCUAAUUGAAUUGGUGCACACAGAUGGGGUGGUCAUCUCGAACCUAACUCUUCUGAAUUCACCAUUCUGGACCAUCCAUCCUGUAUACUGCAGCCAAGUCCAUAUUAAGCACGUCACUAUUACUGCUCCUCAUCACUCACCGAACACUGAUGGAAUCGACCCUGAUUCAUCUAGAGAUGUCUGCAUCGAGGAUUGUUACAUUAGUACUGGUGACGAUUUGAUAUCCAUCAAAAGUGGCUGGGACGAAUAUGGAAUUGCCUAUGCCCGCCCUAGUUCCAACAUAGUGAUAAGAAGAAUCAGUGGAGAGUCUGGAAGAAGCUCAGGCAUAUCACUAGGAAGUGAGAUGUCAGGUGGCAUAUCCGAAGUUUAUGUUGAGGAUGCACACAUUUUCAACUCUGUCAGAGGGAUAAGAAUAAAGACUUCCCCAGGCAGAGGUGGUUUCAUAGAGAACGUAUACAUCUCUAAAGUGGUUAUGUCGAAUGUAAAGACAGCUUUGAGUUUCACCAGUCAUUAUGGUGAGCAUCCGGAUGAGAAUUACGACCCAAAUGCUCUUCCAACUAUAAAGAAGAUCACAUUCAAUGAUAUAAGUGGAAAUAACAUCAUUUAUGCAGGCUUUAUGGAGGGCAUUGAAGGAAGCGUUUUCCUUGAUAUCUGUUUGUCCAACAUCACCCUCAAUGUUAUGUCACAUUCCCCCUGGAACUGUUCUUACAUCCUCGGGUACUCUGAAUUUGUUUCUCCCGAACUAUGUCAGCCUCUGAGUCAGAAAAUCCCCACAGAUUCUACUUGCUAUGUUCCAAAAGAUUUGUCGCCCCAAGUCUCGCACGCCAACCGUCUGAUCAGCACUAUUUUUGGGUUUGUGUGGGUUACCUAAUCUCAUUCUGGUGAAAAAUUGCCUGUUGUUACAGUUUCAUUCUUUAAUAUAUAUAAAAGAAUGAUUUGUUUGCAUUC